AUGUGUUUUCGAUCCCUAGAGUCUCGCAGAACUGGUGAGCUAGCCAAAUUCACCGACGAAACGGAAUGGCCGCCAUCACCGUACACGCUCACCGUGUUCCCCUCGACAACACGGAGGUGGGAGGAGAUGUCUUUUGUUCGAGAAGAAGGAGAAGCGGCUACACGGACUACCAUAGCUGACAUCAACUUCUCUCCUCGGAAGCACCGCUACGCCGUCUACUGGCGGGAUGUGCUUUAUGUGCAUUCCCAAGACGAUUCCAUUAUACGCAUAACCUUGUCCACCCAUAAGUACCAAGUGAUUCCAUCUCCAAUAGGACGUCAAGUGACAUAUCUAGAAUCUCUCUACUUGGGGAAAUCCAUCAACGGCGUCUACUGUGCACUAAUCUUUAAUUUGGAGGAACGGCUACGGAUUUGGCUACUUAAUGAUGAUGAGGUACGCGGUCAAACAAAAUGGGUGCUCAAGAAUGACGUGAGCAUUCAACCACUCGUGGGAAUAACACAUCAACACUUUGGCCUUCAAAACAAUGGACUUUGGACUUUGCAAAACACUGCCUACGAACCAAUGGCGGAGCAGAAAUUUGAAUGGGAUCCUGACAGCGGCGUUACCCUUGAAGCUGAGGCUAAGGCUCCAACAGAUCACUUUCAUGAUGAUAUUCGUACCCUAGGAUUUCAUCCUUACAAGGAUAUUCUCUUCUUAUGGACAAAUUGCAAAAGAGUAGUAGCUUACCAUUUGAACAGUUCCAAGGCUCAAGACGUGGGAAAGUUACCCGUACCAUCGAUAGAAACGUCUUUUGUAUACACACCCUUGUUGGAUGGGGAAAUAUUAGGAAAAUAG
Messenger RNA from Triticum turgidum subsp. durum (durum wheat), 834 nucleotides. The record is from the annotation of a GenBank genome assembly. Lineage: Eukaryota; Viridiplantae; Streptophyta; Magnoliopsida; Poales; Poaceae.